AUGCCAUCUCCAAGAUUUAUCAAGAGUCAUCUUCCAGCUCCUCUUCUGCCUAAACAAAUCUGGACAGUUAAACCAAAGAUUGUUUACGUGGCCAGGAAUGCCAAAGACACUUUGCUAUCAUACUAUCAUCAUUGCCGGAACAUUAUGAAUUUUUCGGGAAAUCUUCCCGAUUUUGCGAAAUUAUUUAUGGAAGACCGAGCUAUUUACUCACCAUAUAUCACGCACAUUCUAAAUUUUUGGCACUUGAGAAACGAGGAGAAUAUUCUAUUUCUCACUUUUGAGGAAAUGAAGAAAAAUAACCCGGAUGUUAUUGAAAAAACAGCAGAAUUUCUUGGGAAGUCUCUGACAAAAGAACAAAUUCUGAUUCUUUCUGAGCAUCUCACUUUUGAAAACUGCUCCAAAAAUCCUUAUGUUAACCCAGAAGAGAGUCUUUCACGGCUGCGAAAAACACGCAAUAUUGCAAAGCCUGAUAACGACUAUCGUUUUAUGCGUAAAGGAAAGGUCAAUGCUUUCCGAGAAGAAAUGCCUGCCGAAAUGAUCGAACAAAUCAACAUCUGGCUUGAAGAUCAACUUGACAACCUAAAUCUGAAAGAUGACCGAGAAAUAAGAAAAAUCGUGUUUAAUGAAUAAAGUUUGUAUGUUAGUUGAUUACUCAUGUUCCAUGUUUAUGAACUAGAAACUAUUUGUUGUUAUCAGUUAGGGGAAGGUGUGGCAAUUCUGUGUAAGCGUAACUUUAUUCACUA
Phlebotomus papatasi is the source of this 743-nucleotide messenger RNA. Its product is annotated as luciferin sulfotransferase-like. NCBI's taxonomy places the organism in Eukaryota, Metazoa, Arthropoda, Insecta, Diptera, Psychodidae. Bases 1 to 630 code for a protein of 209 amino acids. The transcript has 3 exons. Gene Ontology annotation, molecular function: sulfotransferase activity. Gene Ontology annotation, biological process: sulfation. Gene Ontology annotation, cellular component: cytoplasm. The record is from RefSeq and is a predicted model, not a curated record.